This is a messenger RNA of Strongylus vulgaris, 2355 nucleotides long. Lineage: Eukaryota; Metazoa; Nematoda; Chromadorea; Rhabditida; Strongylidae. The record is from the annotation of a GenBank genome assembly.
AUGGAAUCCAGUCAGUUAAAGAUUGCAGAAAAACUUGUGAUUUUAAAUGAUCGCGCUGUUGGUAUGUUGACCAGGAUUUACAAUAUCAAGAAAGCAUGUGCUGAUUCCAAAUCAAAGCCAGCUUUUCUUGCUGAUAAACAUAUGGAAAAUGCUAUAAAGCAUGUUGCACGAAAAUUCCCUGUUGUGGAUGCCAGAAUGAACACGUCCACUUUCCAUUAUGUUGAUACAAUGAAAGAAGACAUAAUAAAGUCGCUGGGAUUGUACUAUUACACGUUCUCUGAUCUCAUGGAGCUGAAGGAUCAUAUAUUGCAACUCCUUACUACAAUGGACGCAUGCCAGUGUCAGCUUGAUAUUUCCCUAAACUAUGAGUUAACAGCUGGUUAUCUCAACUUGGUCGUGAACCUUAUCUGCCUUAUGAUUUUGCUCUCACGCGUGGAUGAUCGUAAAGUCGUUUUAGGUACCUUUCAAAGACUUUUCAAUGCUGCUUACGAUUUAAUGCAUGGACAAAGUGAGUCAUCUUUCCCUCGUCUGGGUCAGAUGGUCCUAGAUUAUGAACAUCCUCUACGAAAACUAAGCGAAGAUUUGGGACCUCUCAAUCGGAUAUCUUAUCUCCCUUUACAGUUGAUUACGUCGGCGCUCUGUUCCUUAUCCCCUGUGUAUCUUCGACGCAAUAUCACUGCUAAUACCUGGCGAAAUGCGCAAAUUUUAUCACUCACAGCCAAUCCGCAACAAAUCCUUUAUGCUGCUCAAACGGAUACGAUUGCUUGUGAGUACCUGUCAUUGGAUGUAAUGGAUCGUUGGAUUGUUUGUAAGUUCUUUUUCUGUGUGUGCACCACCAUUUGCCAUUCUUCUUUGUUGAAUGACAAAACUAUUUUCCAUUUAUGGCAGAUGUCUUUGCAAAUGGGAGUAUGUAUACGGCUAUUUCGAGACGAGGUGGUCUUUCAAACACAUCACGAAAUACAACAAUUUUUCGAUUCAAUAAAAGGAUACCAUAAACGAUCUCAGGAAGUAAAGGAUUGCUUUUCGAUUGCUUUGCAACAAAGCGCUAUCCCAUCGCAAUCUUACAAUGAUCUGUAUAGCGCUUCUAUCCAUGCCGACCGCCGACGUUUUUUGCGUGUUGCUCUCCGUGAACUCUGUUUAUUCCUUAAAGACCAGCCAGGAUUACUUGGUCCAAAGAUGCUCUUCGUUCUAUGGCUUCUUCGCCACUUGAGUGAGUGGCCUUCAUCUAACAAAAAGGGAAGCAAGCAGUGUGAUGAGCUAGUCGAUCGCCAAUUACCUGAACUCCUUCACCACAUGCUUGAGUUGCGCCAGUUGGUGGUUAAGUAUAGUGACGUGAUUCAGCGGUACUAUUUGAAGUAUGUCAAUGGUUACGAUGCUAUUAUGACACGUGAAAUGGUCUCUAAUAUCGGUGACCUGAAUGAAGACGAAGCCGCCAUCCUAUCUGACUUUGCAUCUUCUAUCUCCUCGAUAAAUUCGGAUACCGAUUUGAGGGCGUUGCGGUUGGAUUGGUUUCGUUUUCAGUUUAAUGUAUUAAGCACACCAUUUUUGCGUACGUAUCUUAAUCAAAAGGCGAGAACAAGUAUGGCAAGAUCACCCUUUUUACUAAUAAAGAACAGAAAGCUGGCUAUUAUCAUGAACACCAAUGUGUUUCAUCUGAAAAUGAUCGACCUGCAAGAUGAAAUGCUCAAGGAAACCAGUGAUUUGAGUCGGCAGUGGAAGAGUUGUCUGACACUUCCAUCACAGUCCCGCUUUGCGCUAUGCUUUGCGAGGAUUUGUGGACAUUUUAGUUCUGCAAUUCACGAUAUGUGUCCAGAAGAGAAGAAUCACAUCCUUGAGAAGUCCCUUGCAUUAUGUAAUUCCAUUCUGGAUGAUAUAUGCCAGUCUAUAACUGAUGUCGUGGGAGCUCUGUGCGAGUACGAGUUACGUCUUGCAGAACAGACUUCCCCUAGUACCAUUGCAGCUCAGAUUGUCUCUCAAAUGCUUCGCAGCAAGGGUGGGAAGAAUGCAGCCGCUGCACAAAAAGAGCCUGCUCCUGCUGGGGAGGAAAGUUAUCGCGCUGAUAGGCAAGCACUCACCUAUCCAGACAAAUUACAUACUACUCUCAUUGAGCUGUGUGCCGGUAUAAGUCAAUAUCGCCAACUUUUCAUAUCUGAACACUUCUUUGCUCCAAGAGAAUAUCUGAGCCAACAUAUUGAACAUAAGUUUGUAGAUCUCAUACUUGCCAUGGCAGUUGAUCCUGCGUUUCCAUCGACGCCUCGCCGUCCAUCGGACCUUUUGAUGAUAAUUCAGGCUUACAUGACUGUGUUGCAGAAUAUUGACGCCUGCGAUAGUGAAUUUAACAGUGACAUUAUAUAG